This is a messenger RNA of Saccostrea echinata, 2938 nucleotides long. RefSeq names its product choline transporter-like protein 1. NCBI's taxonomy places the organism in Eukaryota, Metazoa, Mollusca, Bivalvia, Ostreida, Ostreidae. Gene Ontology annotation, biological process: transmembrane transport. Gene Ontology annotation, molecular function: transmembrane transporter activity. The transcript has 17 exons. Gene Ontology annotation, cellular component: membrane. Bases 105 to 2045 code for a protein of 646 amino acids. The record is from RefSeq and is a predicted model, not a curated record.
UUCGGUGCAUCAUAUUAUGUGCAUUGUGAUAGUCAGUAUGAACAUUUAGGAACUUGAUUGAUGAGGAAUUCUGUUUAGACGUUUAAACACAGGGAUAUUAGAACAUGUGUGGUUGUUGUUGUGGUAAGGAUUCUGCGGAAGAUAAAGCAGAUCUAACGAAUCCAAUCAAAAAUCGAGGAUGCACCGACAUCAUUGUUCUGAUUUUGUUUGUUCUGUUCUGGGCCGGCAUGAUUUACAUAGCUGCCUUCUCCAUUACACACGGAGAUGCCUGGAGACUGGUCUAUGGCUACGACAGCUUUGGUAACACUUGUGAUGAGGACAAUACUGGAAAGAAGAUCGAAAAUGUGACCUUCUCAGGCAUGAACAUGGAAGGCAAAGGGUAUGUGUUCAUGUUGGACAUCUUUGACCCCUUGAACUCCAUGAAGCUAUGUGUGAACAAGUGCCCAGGUCAAGACUUGAACACCACAGGUGAUCUAAAAACAUUUGCCAUUACUGGAGGGUCAUACCUCUGUAGGUACGAUGUCGAAGAAAAUGAUUAUGAUGAUGCAGUAAAGAAAGGUCUCUGUCCAGGAAAGGUGUUUGCCAGUGAACCAAUUCUGAAUAGGUGUGUGCCAAAGCAGAUCUUUAGCACUGCGGGUGACAUUUUUGCCAAAUUCUUUGAAUUCGUAAAUUCAAGUGACAUAUUCCACAAAGUUUUGCACGAUUUAAUGACGGGCUGGCGUGAAAUGCUCAUCCUGUGUUUUGUUGCGCUAGGGUUUGGGGCAUUGAUGGUUCUCCUCAUAAGAUUCCUCGCUUCUGUCAUCGUCUGGUUCAUCAUCACCAUCGCCAUACUGGGAAGUAUUGCUGGGACAGCAGGUUUAUGGUGGACUUACAUGGACAAGAAAAGAUUCAUAGACGACAAGGAAGAGGAUAACAUUCCACUGUUGAAUAUAGACAUUGACAGUGAACAGGCUUUCUUAAUCUACUCCAUCAUCGCCACCGUGCUAACAGUGAUUCUGUUGUUGGUGAUUCUGGUGAUGAGGAAGAGGAUAGGUCUGACUGUGACCCUGUUCCAUGAGGCGGGGAAAUGUCUGGCAGAUGUCCCCAUCCUCCUCCUUCAGCCUCUCUGGACCUUCAUCAUUCUUGUCUUCUUCUUUGUCUACUGGAUCAUCAUCCUAGCAUUCCUCGCCACAGCAGAGAUAGCCUCAGUAGAUAAGUCAACAGGUUUUGUGAAGUACACGGAGCAUGAGAACGUCUCGUAUCUCUGGUGGUACCAUCUGAUUGGUCUAAUCUGGACCAGUGAGUUCAUCAUUGCCUGUCAACAGCUGGUCGUGUCAGGAGCCGUCGCCACAUGGUACUUCACAAGAGACAAAAAGACAUUGUCUUGUACCAUAUGCAAAUCCACCCAGCUUCUUAUUUUCCACCAUCUUGGAUCUGUAGCCUUUGGAGCUUUCAUCAUCACCUUAGUCAAGCUUCCUAGAUGGAUACUUAUGUACAUGCAGAAAAAAAUGAAGGGAUCGGAGAACACUUGUGCCAAGUACACAAUGAAGUGUUGUAUCUGUUGUUUGUGGUGUCUGGAAAAGUGCUUAAAAUAUCUCAACCAGAAUGCCUACACUGUAAUUGCAAUACAAGGUUCAAAUUUCUGCUCCUCUGCAAAAAAGGCCUUCAUGACCUUAGUUGGCAAUGCUUUACGUGUGGCUGCCAUUAACAGUGUGGGAGACUUUGUGUUGUUUCUGGGUAAAAUUGGUGUCACAGCUGCCACUGGUGCAGUUGGUAUCUUCUGGUUCAAGACAAAGGAAGAGUUGAACUAUUAUGCCAUACCUGUCCUGCUUGUGUGUAUUUUUGCCUACUUCAUUGCUCAUUGUUUCCUUUCUACAUAUGAGAUGGUGAUUGAUGCUCUCCUGCUGUGUUUCUGUCAUGAUACUGACAUAAAUGAUGGCUCCCCAGAGAGACGGUACUAUGCCAGCGUGUCCCUGCAGAAAUACAUAGAGGAUGGUAGUAACCAAAUGAAUGCCAUCUCAAAAGGGGAGGAUACAAGUGGAGAACCAGAAGCGGCACGGCUAUAAAUAGCACUGACCUAGAAGGAAUCGAGAGGAAUCAAACAGUAUCAUUGUUCAGUGAGGCUUACAGGAUAUUAGAAAAAGGACAGGUGUUCAAUAUUCAGAUGAUUGAAGGGUCAAGUGGAUUUAAGUCAGCAGUGCUUGGGAGUAAGGCACAGACAUUGUGUUUUGUGACAGAGUUAUACCGAUUGAGAGAAGGAAAAAAUUAUAUCUGUCCUGAAAGCUGUGUACUGUGGAAUCAUUUAAAUUCUUGGGGGUCAAUGUUUGUGGGCAAGCAAAAUUUUAUUGGUUCGUGGGGAUGAAAUUUCAUGGGCAGCUUGUUUAUUUAGAUUUAAUUAAUUAGUACGUUGACAAAAUAAUUGUUCGUGGGGAUGUAAAUUCGUGGGUAAGGGUCACCCACGAAAUCCACGAACAUUGAUCCCCCACGAACAAUGAUGAUUCCACAGUAAUUGUGUUAUACUGUUUCAUAAGAAUAAGGGAAGUAAAGUAGAUAUUAAUUUAGAUGCCUUUAAAUAUCAGAAUUCUGAAAAUUUUACAUGUCUGAAGAUUCCUUCACACAAUGUAAAAUCUAGUUCUGUGCUAAGUAACAAAAUAAUUACAUGGUGCCUUGAAACAGGAUAUCUGGAAACCAUAGCUGUAAGGACUCUGAAUUUAUAGCCUAGAAAUUGUACACUUUAUAGAUGUACAUGUAUCUAUUAGUAAGUGUAAGGUUGUUGAUUUUUGUCAUUUGAUGAUGAAUGUGUUGGUGCAUUAAAUGAAGUAAAUAUGUAUUUUUAUUUUUCAAAGUUUUGUGAAGUAGAGACUUCUGUAUUUUUUUUUUAUUUUCAUAUGAUAGCUAUACAUGUAUAUCUCGACAAUGCCAUUCAUGAAAUAUUUUUUAAAAAUAAAAUUAUGAGUUA